CGACGAAGGAGCUGGAUGAGGCCUGACUCCUGUGGCAGGAUGGGAUGAAGAGAUAUGAAGAUCUCGGGGUACCCCCCCCAGGAACUGGGGUGGUCAGUGGUGCCGGAAUGCACAGGACUGGAGAACAGCAUUCGUGCAGCAAGAUGCGGAAGCAGAAACAGAACUUGAACCUGUCUGACCAGACUCUUACAGGCAGCAUGGAUUAGGCAGCAGAAUCAAGACUACACAGUGGGAAGAGAGAACUGACUCCUCAAAGUUGCCCUCUGACCUCCACACACACAUAAUAACAUACACACACACACACACACACACACACACACACAGGGCUCCGAGUGGGAAAGGGCACUAAUAGCACAGGAUCUCUCAUAGCCCAGGCUACCUUGAAUUCACUACAUAACUGAAGAUGACCUGCCCUGCCCACUCCACCUGAGUGCUGUUUAGGACUACAGGUAUGGCAGGAAAAGGAUCAGCUAGAAGGCUCUCGGAGACCGUGGAGGAUUACCAGGGUGAGAUGUUGUACGGUUAACGGCGGCAGCACCUGUUACGAGCGUCUGUGGAAUGAGUUGGAACUGGACUGACUCUAAGAAGGCUGCCCAGAGCACCGAGGAAGGGGAAGUCCCCAUCACCGAAGCCCUUAUCACCAAGAGGAACUUGAACUUCCCUGAGGAUGAAGACCUGUCAGAAAAGAUGUUUCACACUCUUGAUGAACUCGAGACUGUCCGCCUGGAUCGGGAAGGGAUUACCACAAUCAGCAAUUUAGAGGGCCUCCGGAAUAUUCACAGCCUCUACCUGCAAUUGAAUAAGAUCCAGCGGAUUGAGAACCUGGCAUGCAUCACCUCCCUGCGGUAUGUGGCACCGAGACAGCAAAGGAGUAAGGCGUUGGGUGGUGAGAAACCGGCUACUCCCCUAGAACUGUCUGGGGGCUCUCCAAGCCUGGCUCUCUGUCAGCUGAGACGGCUGGCUCUGCUCUCCUCACCCCACCCUGUGCCCCCACUUGUCGGCCAGCUGCCUACACAGGGGAGCCCUCCCUCCUCCAGCAGUCUUUCCUCCCUCUUCCCCUGCAGCUUCCUGUCUCUGGCAGGAAACCAAAUCAGGCAGGUGGAAAACCUCCUUGACCUCCAGUACCUCCAGUUUCUGGACCUUUCUGAGAACCUGAUAGAGGUCCUAAAGCUAGACGAGUUCCCCCAGAGCCUUCUCAUCCUCAACCUGUGUGGAAACCCCUGCACCACCCAGGAUGGCUACAGGAAGACGGUGAUAGAAGCCCUGCCACUGCUCUUGGACCUGGACAAGCAGCCUAUAAUUGAGCGCUGGACCUCCGAUGAAGAGGAUAAAUCCUCGGAUGAGGAGGAGGAAUUUCCGGAGCUGAAUGGCCCGUUCUGCACAGAGCGAGGGUUCUUCAAGGACUUGGAGCAGGAACUGAAGCAGCAUCGGGAGCGAAGGCAGCAGGAGGUCCUGGCAGAGCACUUGUCCAGGAUGGAGACUCAGCCUGUCCUCACUGACCUGCCAAUCCUGCCGGCAGUGCCCAUGGCUGGGGACGGCAGCCCUGCUGUUACUGUGCAGCCCAAGAAAGAGUUGGCCCCUAAGGCCGCCUCCUCAACCGAGACCACCUCUUCUACCACGAAACCAGUGCCCAGGAGUCACAAAAGCUCUGUCCGGGCGAGGAAGAAGGCGCCAGCAGCCACAGCCACAGCCAAGACCUCUCUGGCUGCAGCCCCCAGUAAGACAAAAACUAUACCCAGAAGAAACACCAAGUAGCGCACAGCCUCUGUGCACUUGCCCUCCUUCCCGGGCCCUUCCCUCACUAGUGGCAGGAGCCCCAGCUUCCAAUAAAGCAUCUUAGGGCUUAGAAUGCUUUCCAUGUCACGUGGAGUAAGUCAAGGAAAGGAACGAAAACCAGAUGUCAAAAACACAACCCCCAAAAGCAGCUUAACCUUUCAAGAAGGACCAAGAGGGCUGGGUUCCCAGUGGGCUUGCUGCUCCUCUAGUGGGCAAGAAGUGGAGAUCACCUCACAAAGCUUUGUGGUGUUUUGUUUUGUUUUGGUUUUGGGGUUUUGGUUUUGGUUUUUUGAGACAGUGUUUCUUUUUUUUUUUUUUUUAAAUCUUUUUAUGGUUUAUUUAACUUUAUUUUAUGUGCAUUGGUGUGAAGGUAUAAGAUCCCCUGGAACUGGAUUUUCAGACAGUUGUGAGCUGCCAUGUGGGUGCUGGGAAUUGAACCUGGGUCCUCGGGAAGAGCAGUCAGUGCUCUUGACCGCUGAGCCAUCUCUCCAGCCCUAGACAGACAGUGUUUCUUUGUAGCUUUGGGGUCUGUCCUGGAACUAGCUCUUGUAGACCAGGUUGGCCUCAAACUCACAGAGAUCCACCUGCUUCUGCCUCCCGAGUGCUAGGAUUAAAGGUGUGCGCCAGCUUCUUGUUUUGUUUUUAAGAUAGGGUCUCACUGUGUAAUCCUGGCUGGCCUGGAACUCACAGAAAUCCACUUGCUUCUGCCUCCUGAGUAGUUGGAUUAAAGACAUGCCACCAUGCAGUCGAUGCUAAGGACUAAACCCUUGCUUUUCAUGUCACAUGGUGUCCCCAAAUAGCAGCCAGCUCUCAUGAGGCAUUUUGGGUCUUCAUGCAAACAUGCAUGAAUUAGGUCCCAUCACACCCAUCAUCAGAGGUUAUGGCUU
This is a messenger RNA of Alexandromys fortis (reed vole), 2663 nucleotides long. RefSeq names its product leucine rich repeat containing 46 (gene Lrrc46). NCBI's taxonomy places the organism in Eukaryota, Metazoa, Chordata, Mammalia, Rodentia, Cricetidae. Gene Ontology annotation, molecular function: protein binding. The record is from RefSeq and is a predicted model, not a curated record. The transcript has 10 exons. The coding region runs from base 559 to 1755 and encodes 398 amino acids.